AUGGCGAGCAGUCCCUCAACAGAGUUUGCCUACCUAGUGCUAGAUUUGGAAACAACAGGAUUAGAAAGAACAAGCGAAAUCCUGCAGCUGUGCUGUAUGUCCAUUGACAACACAGAUGAUCUCCUUUCUAUGUAUAUGCUUCCUACCGCUGAAAUCAAACCAUCAGCAUCGAAGGUAACAGGAUGUCCCGUGUUGAUCGCACACAAUGGUUACAGCUUUGACUUCCCAAUACUUUACAAUUCCCUCAAGGCACAAGGUCUUCUCUCUCAGUUCCUGCAAAUUAAUGUUAAGCUGCUAGACUCGCUGACCUUACUGAAACGACAUGCCAGCCAGAAAAACUCGCUAAUCCAUCAAUGUAAGUCAAAGUCGAUUUCUGCACUACAUCAGAGGAGUUCGGCGCCCAUGAUGCUACAGAAGAUGUGA
Exaiptasia diaphana is the source of this 423-nucleotide messenger RNA. RefSeq lists its product as uncharacterized. The transcript is spliced from 2 exons. Gene Ontology annotation, cellular component: cytoplasm. Gene Ontology annotation, biological process: DNA catabolic process. Gene Ontology annotation, molecular function: 3'-5'-DNA exonuclease activity; nucleic acid binding. Bases 1 to 423 code for a protein of 140 amino acids. Lineage: Eukaryota; Metazoa; Cnidaria; Anthozoa; Actiniaria; Aiptasiidae. The record is from RefSeq and is a predicted model, not a curated record.